Messenger RNA from Zingiber officinale, 1014 nucleotides. Its product is annotated as protein ALEX-like. The coding region runs from base 1 to 1014 and encodes 337 amino acids. The transcript has 4 exons. The record is from RefSeq and is a predicted model, not a curated record. NCBI's taxonomy places the organism in Eukaryota, Viridiplantae, Streptophyta, Magnoliopsida, Zingiberales, Zingiberaceae.
AUGACAGAUCAUCCAGCACCACCACUUCGUGGAUCUACAGUUCUUAGGGUUAUUGGAGAGUCAUUUACUCCUGACGACCAUCGAGCAAGCACACGGAAGAAAAAGAGGAGGCGGCGGCGGCUCGUGUUCGAGGAGGAAAGGGGGUUUCCGCCGCCAGAGAGAGAGAGAGAGAGAGAGAGAGAGGAGGAGCGUUCCUCUAUCACCGCCACCCGCAGUCAGCACUGCCUCCGGCCUCCUCGCCGGCUGACGCUGCCAAGGGACCGGACUUCCGCCUCUCCUUCUCCUCCUCUCGCCAUAGCCACCGCGUGCAGGGGUCUCCUCUUCCUCGUGCAGCCACAUGGGGCGACUUGUGGCACUUGUGGCUCACCGGGUUUAGCAGCCACCACCGCUGCCUACAGCAGCGGUCGCGCUCUCCCGCGGCCGCAGCCACCGCCGGCAGCCACCGCUGCCUUUUCCCGCGGCCACAGCCAUCGCCGACAGCCGCAACAGCCCCCUCACGCGUCUACUGCCGCUGUCUUUAGUAAAUAUCGUCACCUUCCAGGUAGCCACAGCUUGGCAAGCACACGGAAGAAAAAGAGGAGGCGGCGGCGGCUCGUGUUCGAGGAGGAAAGGGGGUUUCCGCCGCCAGAGAGAGAGAGAGGAGGAGCGUUCCUCUAUCACCGCCACCCGCAGUCAGCACUGCCUCCGGCCUCCUCGCCGGCUGACGCUGCCAAGGGACCGGACUUCCGCCUCUCCUUCUCCUCCUCUCGCCAUAGCCACCGCCGGCAGCCGCCGCUGCCCUCUCCCGCGGCCACAGUCGCCGCCGGCAGCCACCGCUGCCCUCUCCCGCGGCCACAGUCGCCGCCGGCAGCCACCGCUGCCCUCUCCCGCGGCCACAGUCGCCGCCGGCAGCCACCGCUGCCCUCUCCCGCGGCCACAGCCGCCGCCGGCAGCCACCGCUGCCUUUUCCCGCGGCCACAGUCGUCGCCGACAGCCGCAACAGCCCCCUCACGCGUCUACUGCCGCUGUCUUUAG